Messenger RNA from Aspergillus steynii IBT 23096, 255 nucleotides. RefSeq lists its product as uncharacterized. Lineage: Eukaryota; Fungi; Ascomycota; Eurotiomycetes; Eurotiales; Aspergillaceae. The transcript is spliced from 5 exons. The record is from RefSeq and is a predicted model, not a curated record. Gene Ontology annotation, molecular function: DNA binding; protein heterodimerization activity; structural constituent of chromatin. The coding region runs from base 1 to 255 and encodes 84 amino acids. Gene Ontology annotation, biological process: nucleosome assembly.
AUGGACCCUUUCAAAGCCAGACCUCACUACAACAACAUAAGGCGCCGCCAGAAGAAACUCCGAGACAACAUCAUGGGCAUCACCCGCCCUGCCAUCCGUCGACUAGCCCGUCGAGGCGGCAUCAUCCGCAUCAAAAAAGAAAUCUACAACGAAGUCCGGCUGUCCAUACGCGAGCGUCUACAUGAUAUCCUCAAGCAAGUCGUGUUGGUCGUUGAGUCGUCCGAAUCCGUGAAGAGACCUCGAAAGGCAAGUUAA